CAUCAACUUCAACUUCAAAAAUCAAACCCUAAAACUAUAGAAGAGAAGCAAGAAAAAGAUAAGGUUUCCGGGACUCAAGCUUCUUUAAACUUCUCCAACCUUGUUGACUUGAACCAUGCACACUCCACAAACACUUCCUUCAAUUCAAUUCACCAUCAAUCCAAAAAUGGCGACACUUUCUCCAUUUCCUUAUACCCUCUCUCCCUUCAAAACCCCCAAUUCCAAAAAACUCAAAACCACUUCCUUCAACUUCAAAUCAUUCUCAUCUCUCAAAGACGAAAACAAUACCAACAACGGUGAUGCUGGAAGAGAAACAAACGAGGAUGAAGCGAUCGCGAACUAUCUGAGGAAUGCAUCACUUAAAGCAUCAACCAAGCGGGAUAAGAGGGUAUAUGAUAGAAUGUUAAAGAUGCUUGAUGAUGUAAGAACAAGAAAAAGUAUUAAUGCUACAAAAAGAAAGGCUAAUUUUAACAACUUUGUUCGUCAAAUGAUGGUUAGGGAAAAAGAAAGGCUACAAAAAGCUGAAAAAGCUUUCACAGAUCUUGAUCUCAAUAAGUUGAAGAGUUGCUUUGGUAUUGACACAUUUUUUGCGACGGAUGUUCGAAGAGUUGGCGACAGAGGGAUUUUCAUUGGGAAUUUAAGGAGACCGAUUGAUGAAGUGAUUCCCAAGUUAGAGAAGAAACUCUCUGAUGCAGCAGGUAGAGAAGUUGUUUUAUGGUUUAUGGAAGAACAACAAGAAGUAGUAGUAGAAGAAGAAGAAGAAGAAGAAGAAGAUGACAUUACCACCAGACAGGUUUGUAUGGUGCAACCAAAAGAACUACUGGAUCUCCAAUUUGAGUCAACUAAUCUGAGCAAUCCCUUUGGCAAUCUAAGUUCAAUUGCAUCAGCAGUUACUACUUUUGGAAUAGUUUUUUUGAUGAGUGGCGCUUUCCUUAAACCUAAUGUUACUUUUGGUGAUUAUGUUGCUAGUUUUGUGCCUCUAUUGGAUGGUUUCUUGUUUAUUUUUGGAGUUUCCGAGAUAGCCACCAAAGUAACUGCUGCUCGUUAUGGUGUUAAACUCAGUCCUUCGUUCUUGGUACCGUCAGUUUGGACAUGUUGCUUUGGAGUGAUGAAUAACUAUGAAUCUCUUCUCCCAAAUAAGAAAGCUCUUUUCGAUAUUUCUGUAGCGCGUACUGCUAGUGCAUAUUUGACUUCAUUGGCACUUGCUGUUGCUGCACUUGUGGCUCAUGGAAGCUUUAGUGGUGGAGACAAUGCAUUGUACAUAAGGCCUGGAUUUUUUGAUAAGGACCCUUUGCUUUCAUUUAUUCAAUUAGUUAUCGGGCCAUACACAGACAACCUAGGAUUAGUGUUGCCCCCUGCUGUCGAAGGUUUUGGAGUUCCUGUUGAUCCACUUGCUUUUGCUGGACUUUUAGGGAUGGUGGCGACUUCUUUGAACUUGUUGCCAUGGCGGCAACUCGAAGGAGGGCGAAUCGCGCAAGCCAUGUUCGGAAGAAGCACUGCUACAUUGUUAUCUUAUGGUUCAUUAUUAUUGCUUGGUAUUGGGGCUCUACGCGGGGGUGAUUUGUGUUUGGCAUGGGGAUUAAUUGCAAUCGCCUUUAGGGGAGAAGAAGAAAUACCUGCAAAAGAUGAGAUCACACCUCUAGGGGAAAGUAGAUAUACUUGGGGUAUUUUUCUCGGUCUAAUCUGUAUUCUCACCCUUUUUCCAAAUAUUGGAGGGACUCUCUCCAAUUCGUUUCUAAGUGAUCCAUUUUUCGGGGAUAAGAUGUAAAUGCGUUGCAUAAUUGUAGAUGUCAGUUAUGUGUAUAUAUUUAUACUUUUCACAACUAGAUAGAGUUGGGUUCCUUGUACUGUCUCCUAAUGUAAUCAGCAACUUGGAUUCAAAAUGGGCAAUGGCAAUCAAAUGUUGAAACUGACAUGAAAAUCACAAGUUUCUAAUAA
This is a messenger RNA of Vicia villosa (hairy vetch), 1938 nucleotides long. RefSeq names its product probable zinc metallopeptidase EGY3, chloroplastic. The transcript is spliced from 6 exons. The record is from RefSeq and is a predicted model, not a curated record. The coding region runs from base 116 to 1768 and encodes 550 amino acids. Lineage: Eukaryota; Viridiplantae; Streptophyta; Magnoliopsida; Fabales; Fabaceae.